GACAGCCUCAGGACCGGCCCAAAGGUGUGGAAAUUAAAAAAAAAAAAAAAAAGGAAAACUAUUUUGAAUGAAGUUUUGACCAAGCAAAUGCUGGCAAGCAACUUAAAGAAGAUCUCUACCAGUCUUUUCUCAACAAUUAUAUAGUCAACUGAUGUAACAAUGGUACUAAUAUUGGGACGCAGACUAAACAGAGAGGAUCUUGGGGUUCGUGAUUCCCCAGCAACUAAGCGUAAAGUUUUUGAAAUGGACCCCAAAUCUCUGACAGGUCGUGAGUUUUUUGACUUCUCUUCAGGAUCAUCCCAUGCUGAAAACAUACUCCAGAUAUUCAAUGAAUUCCGAGACAGCCGCUUGUUCACUGAUGUAAUCAUUUGUGUGGAAGGAAAAGAGUUUCCUUGCCAUAGAGCUGUCCUCUCAGCCUGUAGUAGCUACUUUAGAGCUAUGUUUUGUAAUGACCACAGGGAAAGCCGAGAAAUGUUGGUUGAAAUCAAUGGCAUUUUAGCUGAAGCUAUGGAAUGUUUUCUACAGUAUGUUUAUACUGGAAAGGUGAAGAUCACCACAGAGAAUGUCCAGUAUCUCUUUGAAACAUCAAGCCUCUUUCAGAUUAGUGUGCUCCGUGAUGCAUGUGCCAAGUUCUUGGAGGAACAACUUGAUCCUUGUAAUUGCUUAGGAAUCCAACGCUUUGCUGACACCCAUUCACUCAAAACACUCUUCACAAAAUGCAAAACCUUUGCAUUACAGACUUUUGAGGAUGUGUCCCAACAUGAAGAAUUUCUUGAGCUUGACAAAGAUGAACUCAUUGAUUAUAUUUGUAGCGAUGAACUUGUGAUUGGUAAAGAAGAGAUGGUUUUUGAAGCUGUCAUGCGUUGGGUCUACCGUGCUGUUGAUCUAAGAAGACCAUUGUUACAUGAGCUCCUGACACAUGUGAGACUCCCUCUGUUGCAUCCCAACUACUUUGUUCAAACAGUUGAGGUGGACCAAUUGAUCCAGAAUUCUCCUGAGUGUUACCAGUUGUUACAUGAAGCAAGACGCUACCACAUACUUGGUAAUGAAAUGAUGUCCCCAAGGACUAGGCCACGCAGGUCCACUGGCUAUUCGGAGGUGAUAGUUGUUGUUGGUGGCUGUGAACGAGUUGGAGGAUUUAAUCUCCCAUAUACUGAGUGCUAUGAUCCUGUCACAGGAGAAUGGAAGUCUUUGGCUAAGCUUCCAGAAUUUACUAAAUCAGAGUAUGCUGUUUGUGCACUAAGGAAUGACAUUCUUGUUUCAGGUGGAAGAAUCAACAGCCGUGAUGUGUGGAUUUAUAACUCACAGUUAAAUAUUUGGAUCAGAGUUGCCUCUCUAAAUAAAGGCAGAUGGCGUCACAAAAUGACUGUUCUACUUGGUAAAGUAUAUGUUGUUGGAGGCUAUGAUGGGCAAAACAGACUUAGCAGCGUAGAGUGUUAUGACUCCUUUUCUAAUCGAUGGACUGAAGUUGCUCCCCUUAAGGAAGCAGUGAGCUCUCCUGCAGUGACAAGCUGUAUAGGCAAAUUGUUUGUGAUUGGUGGAGGACCUGAUGAUAAUACUUGUUCUGAUAAGGUUCAAUCUUAUGACCCAGAAACCAAUUCUUGGCUACUUCGUGCAGCUAUUCCAAUUGCCAAGAGAUGUAUAACUGCUGUCUCCUUAAACAACCUGAUCUAUGUUGCUGGUGGACUGACCAAAGCAAUAUAUUGCUAUGAUCCAGUUGAAGAUUACUGGAUGCAUGUACAGAAUACAUUCAGCCGACAGGAAAACUGUGGUAUGUCUGUGUGCAAUGGUAAAAUAUAUAUCCUGGGUGGAAGACGGGAAAAUGGAGAAGCCACAGACACUAUCCUCUGUUAUGAUCCUGCAACAAGUAUCAUCACAGGGGUAGCUGCAAUGCCCAGGCCAGUGUCCUACCAUGGCUGUGUGACUAUUCAUAGAUACAAUGAGAAAUGCUUUAAGCUCUAAAGCCAGAAUACCUCACCAAGAAGCCACACUGAUCCAAGACAAGAGCAUUUAAAAACUUCCAGUUGGGAACUUGACUUAUCUCCUUUGUGCCAUAUGUAAAAAAAUAAUCCCCGUGCCUUUCUCCCCCAAAUAUCAAUUCUUCAGACUAUAAUAAAGCCUUUCCAAUAACUGAAAGAAUAUUGUUGUUGUUAAGGAUAAUGGUGGCUGUUGCUUGGCCUUGGGAGUGUAUGUUUAUAUUUUUAAGAAGCCUAUAUGGACUAAGAAAUAAUGUCUGCAUAUUUUUUAGGAAUUUGUCAAUGAUUUCUUCAGUUAUGUAUGCUUAUCUGUGUAAGACUGCAUAUUUUUGUUAUUGUUGUCUCAUAUGGAGAGAAAACUGCAUGACUGAGAGGCUUUAUUUACAUUAAUCACCUCAUGCUAAAAAUGCUUAGAGAGCAUUCCUGAGAGGAAAAUCAGUUUUAAAAUAUCUUUAUCACUGAUACUGCAUAUCUGAACUGGCAAAUUAUAUUGAAGGUAUUUUUGUUCUGAAACUGAUAAAAAAAAUAUCAAGCAGCAGUUCAAGUAUCACAAAAUACUGAUGUAUUAUAACUUCAUUCUUAGAAGGGCUGUCUUAUACAUGUUUUGUGAGGAGUUAUGCAGAGAUUUAAAAAAAAUAGUAUGCAUAAAAGUGGGAUCAGAAUUACAGACUUAAUUCCUAAGAAAAAUUAAGUAAUUAUUGGAAGAAAAAAAUGUAACCCACUGUGGCUUUUAAAGUAUUUAUGUAUCAUCUAUAAAUCCUCUUAAGAAGCUUCUUCCUUAAACUUGACCAAGAAGUUAAAAUCUAUUUUACGAUAUUGUUUUGUGGUAAACAAGGACAGGCUUGCUCCCCAACCUAGUAGGAUUCAACCUUGUUAGUUUGGUGCUUUAAUUUAGAACUUCUUCCCUGGUUAUGCGGCCUUCAGUGAAAUCUCUGCCUUUAACAGGCUAAAGCAGGGACCACUUAUCUCAGUGGGUCCAUUUUUCUUUUAAAUUUUGCUGAGAAAAGCUAACAGCAGUAGUUCUAGUCUCCUAAGAGAAAUAGUUCGUUUAUUAUACCCAUUUUGCAAAAUAUUGCUCAAUAUCUACAAAGUUCUAUAAAAUAAACUGCUUUUGUCUGGAUUUUUCAACUACAGUGGAAGAAACUUACAAGUUUCCAGAGAGCAAUGUAAACUUUUUUCCUUAGGCAAAUUAAUGGAAACUGCAAAAACUGCAACAUAAGUAACUAUUGUAAUUUCUUGAUAGACAGAUAAAAUUGACAACAUUUAGAGUAUGUACCAGGUAGCCUGUUGUAUUUUGAUUUCCCAGUCACCAUCAUCCCUCACAUUAUAAUUGUGUACUUGUCAUAGUAAGGAUGAUACAAAUACUGUAUAAUUAUAGUGUCACCAGAUUUGUAUUAAAACUAAGGUACUCAUCAGAAAUGUGAUGUGAAUGAUACAGACGUUUCAAAUAGAGAAACUUUAAUGUUUCGUUCGAACCUAAAUCCUAAGGGAAAAAUUCUCUUAGAGAAUUUCUACUCUACACGUCAUAAUUUAUAUGAUAAAUAACUUUAUGAUAACUCUCAAAGCAAUUGAGAAAAGUUACUAUUUUGGUUGGAAGACAGUUGUAAGUACAAUUGAGAAACUUGUACCUUUAUAGGAAACAUCUGAAUGAUGCUUUUAUAGCAAAUGUUGUAUUCUCAGUUCAGAUUCUGUGUAGUAAAUGAGGUAAUGCAUUAAGUGUUCAGUAAAUGCUUAGGAUUCUACACAUGAUGGUUGUUAUAUUCAUGUGUAUUUGUAUGAUCAUAUCCACCCAUAAAUGGAGACUUCAUAUAAAAAGACUUGUCAAGAUGACUUUGGAUUCUAGUAUUUUUGUCUGUUUUAAAAGCAUUAACUUGUAUUUCGUGUGUAUUUUAAUAGCCAUGUGUUUAUGUAGCAAAUUUUAAUGAAACCCCCAAAUCCAGAAUGUUUAAACACAGACCUCAUACCAAUACUGUUUUGUUCUUUACAUAAACCACAUAAAAUUGACUAGGUAGAAUUUAUGUUGAAGGUCAACAAGAAUUUCACUUGAAGCCUAGAAAGACUGAAGUAGCUAUUUUUAAAGUUGCCCAACUGAUAUUUUAACUAUUUAUCUUCCCUUACUAAUUAGUUCUUGAUUAAUAGUUGCAUUAGCCUUGAUAAAAAAAUUAGGGUAUA
This is a messenger RNA of Dipodomys ordii (Ord's kangaroo rat), 4148 nucleotides long. It is a transcript of the gene Klhl24, whose product is annotated as kelch-like family member 24. Lineage: Eukaryota; Metazoa; Chordata; Mammalia; Rodentia; Heteromyidae. The record is from RefSeq and is a predicted model, not a curated record. The transcript has 9 exons. Bases 160 to 1962 code for a protein of 600 amino acids. Gene Ontology annotation, molecular function: protein binding.